Desarmillaria tabescens is the source of this 600-nucleotide messenger RNA. RefSeq lists its product as uncharacterized. The record is from RefSeq and is a predicted model, not a curated record. The transcript has a single exon. NCBI's taxonomy places the organism in Eukaryota, Fungi, Basidiomycota, Agaricomycetes, Agaricales, Physalacriaceae. The annotation marks the transcript as partial.
UACAGACCGCUAGGGUUCAGAACAGACAUAUCUGACUACGCAUACUAUGUAUGGAAGAGAGCUAUCUUGUUGGCGAAUCCCUCUGUCGCUAGGGCUGCGUUAAUGCACGGUGGACUGAUUUGGCGUAUCGCGAUGGACCAUGUAGAGAGCUCCAGCUUCGUGCUGUCAGGGCCAGGCGAAGGUGUCUUUGAGGAAGGUUCUACCCACGUUCUGCAGGACAGGUCUCGAAGAAAUAGCUCACCCAUCUGGGCAGAAGAACUCCGAGAGGACCAGAUAGAUAUCAUAUGCGGCACCUACAAAGUCUACAACCAUUCAUCGAAGUGUAUCAGUAUGACCCAAGAUGUGUCGUGGUUUCCCAAAGAAGGCAGUUUCAAGAACUCGGGUUUGGAUCUUGGCUUUUGGAGUGCGGAUGCGGAACAUUGGUACCUUCGACGAGUCAAAUGGUACCGCGAUGGACAUCCCAAAGGAAGGUGUCAAAACCAGACAGAGUGGAGGCGCAGCAUCAGGUUAUGGCAUGCCGCGACUAAAAUGUCACAAGGUCUGGAGGCUCUUUCAAAGUGUUUCGUUGAAAAGCAUGUACUCAAUCACGAAGUUCCCUAG